CUCUGCACCUGCAUCUCUGACCGACUCCGCCCAAAACCCACCAGAAACAUGGGCUGCUGUGGCUGUUCUGGAGGCUGUGGCUCCAGCUGUGGGGGCUGCGGCUCCAGCUGUGGGGGCUGCGGCUCCAGCUGCUGUGUGCCCGUGUGCUGCUGCAAGCCCGUGUGCUGCUGCAAGCCCGUGUGCUGCUGUGGAGGCUGUGGCUCGUGUGGGGGCUCCAAGGGGGGCUGUGGCUCGUGUGGGGGCUCCAAGGGGGGCUGUGGCUCCUGUGGGGGCUCCAAGGGGGGCUGUGGCUCCUGUGGGGGCUCCCAGUCCAGCUGCUGCAAGCCCGUGUGCUGCUGUGGGGGCUGUGGCUCCUGUGGCUCCUGUGGCUGCUGCCAGUCCAGCUGUGGGUCAUCCUGCAGCCAGUGCAGCUGCUGUGUCCCCAUCUGCUGCCAGUGCAAGGUCUGAGGCUCUGAUCUCAGGUCUCAGGUACCUCCUGCUGAUCCAGGUUUCCCAAGUAUGACCCAUGUUUUGAUGCUAAGUACCAAACCACACCUCAGGGUCCAUCACCCUUGUAGAAAGAAGCUACAUUUGGCUGCCAGUUCCUUGGGAGAAGGCACUCUAGUAUCCAGUGUCUCCUGACAAAUCCCUUCCCAUGUCAUUCCCUGGCUACACGUCCCUUCCCCCCUCCCCGACCUCCUGCUGGACAGUCCACUGAGAGGCAUGUACUCCAAUGAAGUCCUGUUUUCCAUUUGGAACAGGCUGUGGGUCAAGGACUUCCAUGCAGCUGCCUCGCAUGUCAAACCCUCUGCUUUCUCUUAAACCCUCUGUUGCAAAUCAGUAAAAACAUCACCUUGACAAAUUGUAA
Felis catus (domestic cat) is the source of this 847-nucleotide messenger RNA. RefSeq names its product keratin-associated protein 5-6-like. Gene Ontology annotation, molecular function: zinc ion binding. NCBI's taxonomy places the organism in Eukaryota, Metazoa, Chordata, Mammalia, Carnivora, Felidae. The record is from RefSeq and is a predicted model, not a curated record. The transcript has 3 exons. The coding region runs from base 49 to 447 and encodes 132 amino acids.